Messenger RNA from Lolium perenne, 2057 nucleotides. The record is from RefSeq and is a predicted model, not a curated record. NCBI's taxonomy places the organism in Eukaryota, Viridiplantae, Streptophyta, Magnoliopsida, Poales, Poaceae.
UCCGCGCUCACCGCUGUCCAGGUCUCGUUGACUACCUACCCAUCGCCGUCUUCUCUCCACCGCCGCAGCCUCCCCUCCGCUCCGCCGCGUCUCCGUCGGCCGGCGCCUCCGAAAUGCCGCACCACGUGUCCUCCCCGCGCCCUCUUCUUCCGCGCAAGCUUCUCCAGCGGCGCCCCGCGGUGGUCGCCUGCGCCGCCGUCGCGGUGCUCGCGGCGGCGGCGGUUCUGCUGCUAGCCGCGCCGACCACCGAGGCCCCCAGCCGGACCUUACUGGCGGGCGGUUCCCUACCCUCGAGGCCUCGUGAGGAGCCGCAUGCGGUCGCGGAGAGUUCCUCGCUGCCGCCAGCCGAAGCGCCGGCUCCUUCCCUCAAGACUAGUUCUCCAUCUAAGAUUGCACCAGCCCCUUCCAUGUUUUCGGCACCAGAACCUGAGCAUCUAGUUACAAAGGCUAAUUUUUCAACUAGGAUUACACCAUCCCCCUCCAUGUUUUUUGAACCAGCAUCUUCGCCGGUGGAGAGUUUUGAUGAUAGAUCAAUGGAGGAACCUGAGCAUCCAGAUAUAAAGGAAAAUUCACCAAAGGAAUCUGCCCCUUUUCUCCAGGAGCCUAUGUCCAGUGAUUCUACAAACAGCUCGGAUGUCAGCUCAGAUAGAGUGCUGCCUCCAGACCCAGAGCAGAUACCACUUUGGUCAACUGCAGCAGAUGAAGAUCUUAUAUAUGCAAAGAAAGAGAUUGCCAAUGCACCAUUGGUAUCUGGUCACCCUGACUUGUAUGCGCCUUUAUUCCGAAAUGUGUCUAUCUUUAAGAGGAGUUAUGAGCUGAUGAAAGGACUUCUUAAGGUUUACAUAUACCAUGAUGGAGCAAAGCCCAUUUUUCAUUCUCCAUAUUUGAAAGGCAUUUAUGCAUCGGAGGGAUGGUUUAUGAAAUUAAUUGAGGGGGAUGAGAGUUUUGUUGUGAGAGAUCCAAACAGAGCUCAUCUGUUCUAUUUGCCAUAUAGUUCUCGUCAGCUGGAGCAUAAUCUUUAUGUGCCCGGAUCAAACACACUUGAACCGCUCUCUAUAUAUGUGAAGAAUUACAUAGAUAUGAUCUCUGCCAAGUUUCCGUACUGGAAUAGGACGAAAGGCACCGAUCAUUUCUUUGUUGCUUGCCAUGACUGGGGACCUUACACGACAAAACUACAUGACGAGUUGCGGAAGAAUGCCAUCAAAGCUCUCUGCAAUGCAGACCUCUCAGAAGGAGUUUUCAUCCGUGGAAGAGAUGUGUCCCUUCCCGAAACAUUCGUUAGAUCUCCAAGGAAACCUCUAGGAGGCAUUGGUGGGAAACCAGCCUCAAAGAGGUCCAUCCUCGCGUUCUUCGCAGGGCAGAUGCACGGCCGAGUACGGCCCAUUCUUCUCCGGCACUGGGGAGGCAAGGACGACGCGGACAUGAGAAUAUACAGCCGGCUGCCACGCCGGAUCACCAGGAGGAUGAACUACGUCCAGCACAUGAAGUCGACCAAGUACUGCAUCUGUCCGAUGGGGUACGAGGUGAACAGCCCUCGGAUCGUCGAGGCGAUCUACUACGAGUGUGUCCCGGUGAUCAUCGCUGACAACUUUGUGCUACCCUUCGACGACGUGCUUGACUGGAGCACCUUCUCCGUGGUGGUGCCGGAGAGAGACGUGCCGAGACUGAAGGAGAUCCUGCUGGAGAUUCCGGAGGGCAGGUAUGUGGCCAUGCAGUCCAACGUGAGGAAGGUGCAGAGGCACUUUCUGUGGCAUCCGAAGCCUGUGAAGUAUGAUAUUUUCCACAUGAUACUGCACUCGGUUUGGUUUAGCAGGGUAAAUCAAGUGCUCCAAGUAUAGUAGCAGUGUAGAGUGUAGACCUAGUUAGUCGUCCACGUUUUUGUAAGGUGUUGUUAGUCUGAAGGCAGCAGGAGCAGAGCUGUAACCUGAUUAUGGACACUACUGUUGUAGGUGCAGGUUUGAUCUUCAGAGAACGUGCUGGGUUUAGAUCCUUGCCUUAAAAAAGAAAAGGAAAAAGUAAGAGUUGAGAUCCUGGCAUUACUGAAUAUGACAAUAGAA